Molecule: messenger RNA, 861 nt
Organism: Nothoprocta perdicaria
Lineage: Eukaryota; Metazoa; Chordata; Aves; Tinamiformes; Tinamidae
Gene: TIMM21
Product: translocase of inner mitochondrial membrane 21
Exons: 6
Biological process (GO): protein import into mitochondrial matrix
Cellular component (GO): TIM23 mitochondrial import inner membrane translocase complex
Source: RefSeq, a predicted model, not a curated record
CCGGGCGAGCGGCGCGGCCAGGGACGCGUGGCGGCCGCCCGCAGAGUGAAGGAAGCUGGAAGAGACUUCACGUAUUUUAUAGUGGUGCUUGUUGGAAUUAGUGUUACAGGUGGUUUAUUUUAUGUGAUUUUUAAAGAGCUAUUCUCUUCUUCUAGUCCAAAUAAGAUCUAUGGAGACGCCUUGGAGAAAUGCAGAUCUCACCCUGAGGUAAUUGCUGUUUUUGGUGAACCCAUUAAAGGUUAUGGAGAGGCAACACGGCGAGGAAGACGCCAGUUUGUCAGUCACAUUGAAUACGUAAAGGAUGGACUGAAACAUAUGCGUUUGAAGUUCUAUAUUGAGGGCUCAGAAGCAGCGAAGCGAGGAACAGUCCAUGUGGAGGUCAAAGAGAAUCCUGAGAGAGGAAGAUUUGAGAUCCGCUACAUAUUUGUGGAUGUUGACACCUUUCCUAGAAGAACCAUUAUCAUUGAAGACAACAGAUAGCCAAAGGUCCAAGUUGAUGAGAGUUGCUCUCCCAUCUCCCAAGUUGAUGAGAGUUGCUCUCCCAUCUCCCUGAGGACCAGAUGUGUACCCUGCGUAUGGGCCUGCAUUGGGGUUGUGCUGCUGCAGGAAGUAUCCUCCCAGGGCCUCCAUUAAGGUCUUCUCAAAUAACAGAUAUAGGACUUAAGGAAAUGAAAAAUGAACCCAUCACUUUGGCAACUACUUUUGAUAUAGUAAAAUAAUGGCAUAUAAGGAACUUUUUAAUGCUAGUUGAUAGGUCUACACACGCCAAAACUAAGUCUUCCAAGGUCUGGGGUCUGGGAAGGUUUUUGUUGUCUUUUGCUUGGAUUUUUCACUAACAUGCAAUAAAGAAAGUGAUGCUGA